Molecule: messenger RNA, 626 nt
Organism: Penaeus monodon (black tiger shrimp)
Lineage: Eukaryota; Metazoa; Arthropoda; Malacostraca; Decapoda; Penaeidae
Exons: 5
Coding region: 12-626 (204 amino acids)
Source: RefSeq, a predicted model, not a curated record
CUUCGACCAAAAUGGUGACGAUGAAGCUCUCCUUCUCUCCUCAGGAUGCAAGGCGAAGAGCACCUGCACGAGGAAGAAGGGAUCCUGCACGACGAACUCCUGCCGGAAAGGAGAGAGGGAGAUUUACGGAGGCUGCGAGGGUCAAGCAUGUCACUGCUGCGCUCCUGCCAAGAGAAAAUGCAAACCCAGGGAGAACUGUACGAAGAAAGGCAGAUACUGUACGAAGCGAAAAUGCAAGAACAACGAAAGGGAAAUUAGACGUGGAUGCAAAGGGAAGAAGUGCCGCUGUUGCGCGCCUGAACGAGAUUGCAAAGCCAAGAAAAUAUGCAAGGAGUACCAGGGCUCUUGCUCGAAGGCCUCUUGCACCAGCUACGAGAGGGAAAUCUAUGGGGGUUGCAAAGGCCGUCGGUGUCAUUGCUGCGCCCCUGAGGAAGGUUGCGAGAUCGAGAGCAUAUGCAAGGAGAACAUGGGCUCAUGUACAAAGAACUAUUGCAAGAGCUACGAGAGGGAAAUAUAUGGGGGUUGCAAGGGCCUUCAAUGCCAUUGCUGCGUCCUCGAUACAGGAUCAGAUGAAAGGUCUGGUCCUGAAGUUUUCUUAUUUUGUAGCUAUCCAUGCCCUUAACUGA